Molecule: messenger RNA, 3620 nt
Organism: Hevea brasiliensis (rubber tree)
Lineage: Eukaryota; Viridiplantae; Streptophyta; Magnoliopsida; Malpighiales; Euphorbiaceae
Product: ATP-dependent DNA helicase homolog RECG, chloroplastic
Exons: 18
Coding region: 208-3264 (1018 amino acids)
Biological process (GO): DNA recombination; DNA repair
Molecular function (GO): ATP binding; DNA helicase activity; nucleic acid binding
Source: RefSeq, a predicted model, not a curated record
CACUUGCUAGAGAAAUGAAUUGGGCAGGGCCGCGUGGAGAGUGAACUGGGCUUCCUCUAACGUUCCCUGCCAGUCGAGCUCUUCGACGCGAGCUUCUUCCUUCGUACCGCACUUACAAGCGUCGGGAUUUGAAGUCUUGAACACAAGGUUUUGUGGAUAUAUGUUUAGGAAUGUCCUUCUUGUGCUGUAAGGUUGUUUCAGUUUCACAUGGCACUGUCACUAUCAGCUGUGCAGUGUAUUAGUGGGAAACAAUUGAGAAGUCGAAUUUUCUUCAAAUUUGGAAGAGGACGUCGAAAUGCUUUGAGUUGUAGAAUGAGGUUCACUAAUUUCCUCUUGAACAUAUCAAGACUGUGUUCUCGAUCCAAGCAUAAGUUUUCAGAAAAGCUGCUGGAUGAAGUAAAUAAGUAUAAUGUUCCAAGCAUAUCUGAUCAAUCAAAGUUUCUUAGUAAGGUAUCUGUGCUGAUGGAGUAUGAUGGUUUUAAUGAGUUAAUUGAGAAUGAAAAAGCAGAAAAGCAAUCUGGUUCAGAUGUCAAUGAUGCUGUAGAUGAUUUUGAUGUCUCGUUGACACGUAAAAGAUUUCCUUCUAUUGUUUUGGGUAAUUCUCCUCCUGUAGAAUUAUAUGAUGAGACUACACAGCACUUUGAAAUGAAGAGCCCUAUACCAGCUGAAAGUUAUAAAGAAUUUCCCUCAGAUGCUCUGGGUGAGAAAUGGGUUGAUCUAGAUGACCUUUCUGAGCAUUGGCCAUCUUCAGGCACCCUUCCAAUUGAGAACUCUUCCAUAUCAAAAGAACAAGGCAAUGGUAAUGCAAGCAUGAUUAGUGAAUCCAGGGAUGAAAAAACACAUAUCUUAAAAGAAUUAAAAGAGGAAAAUGCAUACGGUUUGCCAUUAUAUUCUGAGGACAUGACUUUGGAAACACGAGAAAAAUUGGAUUAUAAAGUCAGCAUGGAGGAAUAUUCUAACAAAGUGGUGCCUGAAUCACAGCUAAGUGCUACAUAUCUUGAUACAUCUAUCAGUUGCAUUCCUGGAUUAAGUAAGAGACAAUGCCAUCAGCUAGAAAAUUGUGGUUUUCACACGUUACGGAAACUGCUGAAUCAUUUCCCUCGAACCUAUGCUGAUUUGCAAAAUGCACAAGUUGGAAUUGAUGAUGGCCAGUACAUGAUUUCUGUUGGGAGAAUUUUAUCUUCUAGGGGAGUUAGAGCUAGUUAUUCUUUUUCAUUUCUUGAGGUGGUUGUGAGUUGUGAGGUUGCGGGUGAUGAAUCUAAGCGUACCAUUGAGGACAUUGAUAGUGCAGGAAAGAAAACCAUUUAUUUGCAUCUCAAGCAAUUUUUCCGCGGCACUCGUUUCACUAGUCAACCUUUUCUCAAAAUUCUUCAAAACAAGCAUAAACCAGGAGACAUUGUUUGUGUUAGUGGUAAGGUUAAGAGCAUGAGUACCAACGAUCACUAUGAAAUGAGGGAAUAUAAUAUUGAUGUGCUAAAAGAUGAUGAAGAUUCAUCUCUUUGUCCUGAAGGGAGGCCAUAUCCUAUAUACCCUUCAAAAGGAGGCUUAAAGCCUAAUUUUCUUAGGAACACUAUUGCAAGAGCUGUACAAGCCUUGGCUCUCAUUGUCGAUCCUAUUCCAAAAGAAAUCACUCAGGAAUUUGGGCUCUUUCAUCUUCAUGAUGCUUAUGUUGGAAUUCACCAACCAAAGAAUGCUGAGGAGGCUGAUUUAGCUCGUAGAAGACUUAUAUUUGAUGAGUUCUUUUACCUACAGUUGGGACGCUUAUUCCAAAUGCUUGAAGGUCUUGGUACACAAAUGGAGAAAGACAGAUUACUUGAAAAGUACAGAAAACCUGAAUUAAAUGCCAUUUGUAUGGAAAAUUGGUCCAGUCUCACGAAGAAACUCUUGAAGGCUCUUCCAUAUUCCCUUACUUCUAGUCAGCUAAGUGCUGUUUCAGAGAUUAUAUGGGAUCUAAAACGACCUGUUCCUAUGAAUCGACUUUUGCAGGGUGAUGUUGGAUGUGGGAAAACAGUGGUUGCUUUUUUGGCAUGUAUGGAAGUUGUUGGCUCUGGUUAUCAGGCUGCUUUCAUGGUUCCAACUGAAUUGCUUGCGGUGCAACAUUAUGAGCACUUGCUUAAUUUGCUAGAGGCAAUGGAGGAUGACCAAUCCAAACCUUCAAUUGCUCUACUAACAGGUUCAACACCAUUAAAACAGUCACGGAUGAUUCGUAAGGAUCUCCAAGCGGGAGAAAUUUCCUUGGUCAUUGGAACCCACAGUUUAAUAUCUGAAAAUGUAGAAUUCUCUGCUUUGCGUAUAGCUGUGGUGGAUGAGCAACAUCGCUUUGGUGUGAUCCAGAGAGGAAGGUUUAAUAGUAAGUUAUAUUAUAGCUCUUUAAGUUCAAGAAUAGCAGCAACCAGUUCUGAUGGGUCCUCAAAGAGCGAUGGCUAUAUGGCCCCACACGUUCUUGCUAUGUCAGCCACUCCCAUCCCAAGGACACUUGCUUUGGCCUUGUAUGGGGACAUGUUCCUAACACAAAUAACUGACUUGCCUCCUGGAAGAAUUCCAGUUGAAACAUGCAUUAUUAUAGGAAAUAGCCAGGGCUUUGAGGAUGCCUACAAGAUGAUGCUUGAUGAAUUAGAAGCAGGGGGAAGAGUGUAUCUUGUUUAUCCAGUCAUUGAACAAUCUGAGCAACUGCCUCAGCUUCGUGCUGCUUCUGCUGAUCUAGAAGCUAUAUCAGAGAGGUUUCAAGGUUACAACUGUGGGUUGUUACAUGGUAGAAUGAAGAGUGAUGAAAAAGAUGAAGCACUAAGACGAUUUAGAUCUGGGGAAACUCACAUACUCCUUUCCACUCAAGUAAUUGAGGUUGGUGUUGAUGUUCCAGAUGCCACCAUGAUGGUUGUUAUGAAUGCUGAGAGAUUUGGAAUGGCUCAAUUGCACCAACUCAGAGGACGAGUUGGACGUGGAGCGAGGAAGUCGAAAUGUGUAUUGCUAGCAUCAACAAUCAGUAGCCUUAACCGAUUAAAGGUGCUGGAGAAGUCAUCCGAUGGUUUCUACUUGGCAAAUGCUGAUCUUCUUUUACGUGGACCUGGUGAUUUGCUUGGUAAAAAGCAAUCCGGACACCUUCCAGAGUUUCCUGUUGCAAGGUUGGAGAUAGAUGGGAAUAUUUUGCAAGAAGCACAUGCUGCUGCUCUGAAAGUUCUAGGUGAUUCUCAUGAUUUGGAGCGAUUUCCAGCAUUGAAGGCAGAGCUUAGCAUGAGGCAACCACUUUGUCUUCUCGGAGAUUGAGAUAGAGCUAUGACAGAAUCCUGAAUUCAUGUGCAAGACAAUGCCUGCUGUUGCAUAAAGGGAUAAUCAGGCUUUUGCAAUCCCCCUAAAGUCUUGGUCAAUUUUGUAUACUCUCUUUUGGUGGAAAAAACUGAUGAUUUUAAUUUAGGCAAUUAUAUUUCAUGUACUUGGGCUUCCAUGUAAAUGUUAUGGUGAUAGUUUCUAGUCCCUCCUUGUAUUUCUAAUAGGAAACUUCCUUAGUUUCAGUUCAACAACUACAGCAGUAAUGGUUUCACAUGAGCUGCAUUUUUAGAUUUAUAAUUUGGUUCGAAUAUGACUAUGCUUUGUGACACAAGCAUAGUUGUAUUUGUUGGAAA